This is a messenger RNA of Penicillium concentricum, 696 nucleotides long. RefSeq lists its product as uncharacterized. The transcript has a single exon. The record is from RefSeq and is a predicted model, not a curated record. The coding region runs from base 1 to 696 and encodes 231 amino acids. NCBI's taxonomy places the organism in Eukaryota, Fungi, Ascomycota, Eurotiomycetes, Eurotiales, Aspergillaceae.
AUGCGCUACUCUAUCAUCAGCAGCCUCCUUCUUUUGGCUAUCUCCCCUCUGUCUACCCUCGCGCUUCCCUUGGACCCCAACGACGUUGCCGGUCAAUGGGAUCCCAGUGGAAAGUACCAAAAGGGUAACUGGCAGCACGGCGUGUUCGUCGCCAACAAUGGCGAUAACCAACAUGGCCAAGUUGAGAAGAAUGGCCAGUGGAACAACGACUACCAGAAUGGUCAAUACAACCCAGACCAAAAUGGCUGGACUGAUGCCAAUGGCCAAUGGCAUACCAACAACCAGAACGUCAAGAACAACCAGAAUGGCCAGAACGGCUGGACCGACGAGAAGGGCCAAUGGCACACCAACAACCAGAACGUCCAGAACAACCAGAAUGGCCAGAACGGCUGGACCGACGAGAAGGGCCAAUGGCACACCAACAAUCAGAACAACCAGAACAACCAAAAUGGCUGGACCGAUGCCAACGGCCAGUGGCAUGCAAACCAGAAGCGCCAGGCUAUCCCCGCUCAGGCAAACCCCGCUCUCAACCAGAAUGGAGCUGGCAAGGCCCAGGUCACCCCCAGCUCUCAGAACAACCACUACGAGAGCUACGGCAACUACAAGAACUAUGGUUCUUACCAGAACUACCCCGUCAACGGACAGAACCAGGCUCCACACAAGGAUACCAAGGCUAUUACUGGUCACCAGGAGUAA